GAUGUAAAUGUACCUUAAGGGUAAGGGAAUUUUCUUUGCAAACAAAUUGGAAAAUACCAAAUGUACAAUGGAGAUUGAAAAUUUCUACAAACAUGUAUAAUAACAAAAUACUAAUAAUUAUUUAACCUUGACACAAUUGGAACUUAUGGGUUCCUUUAUAGAUUUAAAUAAGUGCCAGAUAUGAAUAAUUAUUACAAUUCGCGAAAGCCAUAAAAUAUAGAAGAAAAAAAAAAAAAAAAAGAUGAGCAAUUAUGUUGGUGAUAUUGUAAUAUGCAUUCUGAUACUUCUCUCAGUAAGUUUAAUUUAUGGAUCAACACAAGUAGUCAAAUUGUUCUUAGGAACUGGAGAGGAAAUUCUCAGCUCAUCUUCAAAUUAUAAUUGGAUAAUUCGUCUUACUUUAAAUAUAUUAGGUUAUUGCACAGUAUUAUUGCCGGGAUUUCUUAUUCAUAAAUAUGUUAAUCACACCAAGUAUCUUCAAAGAGAAGGUAAAAGAUGUUUACCAAAAUUGUUGCAUUCUUGUUUUAUUGGUACUGGUCAGUCCGGUGGUCUUUUAGACUCAACGCAUUUUACAUCGUCAACAUAUAAUAAUUCUCAUCAACAAACAUUUAUUCAAGAAAUUUUAUUACUUUUAUAUUGUUUUUUGGGACUUCAAUUUAGUUAUUUGACAUGGGGAUAUUUACAAGAGAAAAUCAUGACACAAGAGUAUAUAGAUGAUUAUGGCAAUAAAAGUCAUUUUCGAGAUUCACAAUUUUUAGUUUUUGUCAAUAGAAUAUUGGCAUUUUUAAUGUCGGGUCUUUAUUUAAUGGCUCAAAGACAACCACAUCAUACAACGCCAUUAUAUAAAUAUGUAUUUUGUUCUUUAUCAAAUGUUUUAAGUAGUUGGUGUCAAUAUGAAGCUCUUAAAUUCGUCAGUUUUCCAUCUCAGGUUUUGGCAAAAGCUUCAAAAAUUAUACCCGUCAUGAUAAUGGGUAAAAUUAUUUCACGUAAUUCAUACGAUUAUUAUGAAUACGUGACUGCAUUUUUUAUUUCAAUUGGCAUGACAAUGUUCAUGUUAGGAAGUACUGAUCCAAAAACAGAUGAAGUAACGACAUUUUUUGGUGUUUUACUUCUUGUUGGUUACAUGAUUCUUGACAGUUUCACAAGUAAUUGGCAAAAUGCAUUAUUCAAUGAAUAUGGAAUGACAAGUGUACAAAUGAUGUGUGCAGUUAAUAUGUUUUCAUGUCUUUUAACAUCAACAUCACUUAUUCAACAAUCGACUUUAACUUAUUCUUUAACAUUUAUGACCAAGCAUCCACGAUUCAUUGUCGAUUGUUUAUUAAUUUCAAUUUGCUCAGCUAGUGGACAAUUGUAUAUUUAUUAUACAAUUUCAAAAUUCGGUGCUGUUACAUUUGUCAUUAUUAUGACAAUAAGACAGAGUUUAGCAAUCCUGAUUUCAUGUUUAGUCUAUCAUCAUCCAAUCACAAGUUUAGGGAUUUUUGGAAUAAUCAUUGUUUUCUUCUCUGUUUUUCUUCGUAUUUAUUGCAAGAGUCGAUUACGAUUUAUCAAAAAGCAAAAAGCAGAAGUGAGUAGUCUAAGAUGUUAAAUUAUAAAUUUUAUUUUUAUUUAUAAUUUUAUUUAUUUGAAAUUGUUUUCUAUUUGUCUUCCUUAUCACGAGGGUUUUCUUUAUAGUAUAUAAUAGAAAUGAUUUUAGAAAGCUUAAAAAAGUUUUAUGAUUUUUUUCCAAUAGCAUUUUUUUAAUUAAAAGAAAAAUUUUUAAAUAUUUUAAUAUUUGAAAAAAACUUGAACCUUUUUUUAAUAUCUACUUUACAGAAUUAUUUUUUUUUACUUCACAAGGGCAUUAAUAUUUUUAUUUGUUACUAAAACUACUUUUUACAAUUAAAAAAUUAUAAAAUUUCAAAAUGGUUUAUUUUUUAAUUAUAUAUGAAAAUUUGCGAUUUUAAUUACUUUUUUGUUGCGUUUAUUAAAUAUAAGUACAAAAUAGUAUAAAAAUACAAUUA
Messenger RNA from Leptopilina boulardi, 1997 nucleotides. Its product is annotated as adenosine 3'-phospho 5'-phosphosulfate transporter 1. Gene Ontology annotation, biological process: transmembrane transport. Bases 242 to 1582 code for a protein of 446 amino acids. The transcript has 8 exons. The record is from RefSeq and is a predicted model, not a curated record. Lineage: Eukaryota; Metazoa; Arthropoda; Insecta; Hymenoptera; Figitidae. Gene Ontology annotation, molecular function: 3'-phosphoadenosine 5'-phosphosulfate transmembrane transporter activity. Gene Ontology annotation, cellular component: endoplasmic reticulum membrane; Golgi membrane.